AUGUUCGCCUGUUUUUUGUUGGGCAGUGCUGUGGCCUACACCCUAGUGAUGGUUAUUUAUCGUCUUCAUUUCCACAAGCUCAGUAGGUUCCCGGGGCCUCGGCUUGCUGCAGCAACAGGGUUGUAUGAGAUUUACUUUUCCGCCUGGGGUCCUGGCAUUUUCAAGUAUGAGAUUGAAAAUAUGCACCGCAAGUUUGGUCCUGUUAUUCGUAUUACCCCCGAUGAGGUCCACAUCCAAGAACCGUCCGGGACUUCCAGCUAUUCAGACAGCUGGAUCAAAGGUACUCGCGAGCUGGAAUCUGGCCAUCACCAACCAGGACGCAGCACCCAUAGUUUCCAGUACAAGAGACCAUUAAUCUCCCGAGUACGAUCGAUGCUCCAAGUGGAAGUCAAUCAUAUUAUCAGCAGCUUGAUCGAGAAGCAUCAAGUUCAUAGAAUGUUUAGCUCACGGCCACAAUUUUCUCUGGUGCCCCCCUGGAGUGAGAAGAAAGUUCAGCCACUCGGAAAAAGCGCCAUUGAAGACGGAGCUCGUUCUUAG
Molecule: messenger RNA, 537 nt
Organism: Penicillium robsamsonii
Lineage: Eukaryota; Fungi; Ascomycota; Eurotiomycetes; Eurotiales; Aspergillaceae
Exons: 2
Coding region: 1-537 (178 amino acids)
Molecular function (GO): iron ion binding; monooxygenase activity; heme binding
Source: RefSeq, a predicted model, not a curated record